Molecule: messenger RNA, 336 nt
Organism: Opisthorchis viverrini
Lineage: Eukaryota; Metazoa; Platyhelminthes; Trematoda; Opisthorchiida; Opisthorchiidae
Exons: 1
Source: RefSeq, a predicted model, not a curated record
AUGACACACGUUAGAUGUUCUUGUCGUCCGGAACUGAUCAAACCGUCACUCCCCACAAUCACAUACUGGGAAUGGCUCCAGAAAGAAUUCUAUCGGACACAUGCCCCAGACAUGGUUCGUAAUUCUGAUGCCAUCAGGUUGUGCAUGAAGCCUGCUCCCGUUGGGAUUCAGGUCCGUCCCAACCCCAAAUCAGUGAGUUCUGAUGGCGAUCCGAUGCAGCUGGAUCUCCCACCGGGAGCAUACAUAGAAUGUGUGCUCCAUGGAAAGAAUGGAACUACACCGGAUAUGCAUGUAUACACGCCAGAUCGAUUCAACCGAUCACGCUAUGGCAACCAU